Messenger RNA from Suncus etruscus (white-toothed pygmy shrew), 1165 nucleotides. RefSeq names its product myelin-associated neurite-outgrowth inhibitor-like. Bases 166 to 753 code for a protein of 195 amino acids. The transcript has a single exon. Lineage: Eukaryota; Metazoa; Chordata; Mammalia; Eulipotyphla; Soricidae. The record is from RefSeq and is a predicted model, not a curated record.
GCGGCUUCGGCACCGGACUCCAUAGCGCUCGCCUCGCCCCGACGACGCCUAGCCCUCGGAGGGCCGGGAGCGUGGGUCGUCCAGGCCCAGGCAGCGCGAGGCUAAGGACCAGAAUCCUGUAUAUCUACUGGACAAUUUGGUUGUGAAUAGUCAGUUCUUGAAAUCAUGAAUCCUGUUUAUAGCCCUGGUUCUUCUGGGGUUCCCUAUGCAAAUGCCAAAGGAAUUGGAUAUCCAGCUGGUUUCCCCAUGGGCUAUGCAGCAGCUGCUCCUGCCUAUUCUCCCAACAUGUACCCUGGAGCAAAUCCUACUUUUCAAACAGGUUAUACUCCUGGCACACCUUACAAAGUCUCCUGUUCCCCCACCAGCGGGGCAGUUCCACCAUACUCCUCUUCUCCCAAUCCAUACCAGACUGCUGUCUACCCCGUGCGAAGUGCCUACCCCCAGCAGAGCCCUUACGCACAGCAAGGCACGUACUACACACAGCCUCUUUACGCAGCACCCCCUCACGUCAUCCACCACACCACAGUGAUACAGCCCAACGGCAUGCCGGCAACAGUGUACCCUGCUCCCAUCCCUCCACCUCGAGGCAAUGGGGUCACAAUGGGCAUGGUUGCUGGGACCACUAUGGCCAUGUCAGCAGGUACCCUGCUGACUGCUCAUUCCCCCACUCCUGUCGCUCCUUAUCCCGUCACUGUGCCCACAUACUGGGCUCCAGGAACACCCACCUACAGCUACGUGCCCCCUCAGUGGUGAUCACCCCGCAAAUGUUUGAGGAUGGAGCUGUGCAGUCACAUCACGGAGGUUCCACAGCUGGUGCUGCAGGCCUUGUGCCUCCAACCAGGACUUUCUUCUUAAUGCUCUCGACACUUAGCUAAACUCUACUAUGCCUGGCCCGGCAGGUCCCAAUGCCAUUAGUCUCCAACUAACUCUGUGGGUUGGUCUUAAAUCUUGUUUUGUGGGCUGCCUGGCAAUUUUUUUAGCUAAUUAUAAUGAUAAAAAGGGAGUAUUAAUCUACUCUGAAUCCUAUCUAGUUGAAUGCAUGUUUUAAAAAACACACAAAAACAAAGCUUGCUCAAUCUACCUGCAGUGACUGAUGCAAAACCAUCAUAUGCAAAAUCCAAAGGAAUGGAAAAGUAUUUUACAACUUGUAUCACUAAUGCACUGU